UUGUGGCUGGCUGGCUGAGGUUAAAUGUAGCAGUAGUUUAUUUUUUUCUUUUUCAGUUUGCCUGAAUUCUCAUUGGUUCUGGCUUGUGUACACCAAAUUUACAGGAUUUUUGCUAAGAGAAUUUGAUAAAAACAACAAAAGUCUUAUAUCCUGAGUAUUCAAAUGAUUUUCUUGCAGAGAGUAACACGGUGAACUGACUGCUGGUUAAUGCAGCUGAAAGGCCUGAGAGACUGAAACCGAAUCACACACGACAGGAAACAGACUGCAAGGAGAAAGAAGAAAUGCAGAAUCCUUAUGCUGCAGUUGAGGCAACAAGGCAGUUCUGUGGGGAGCACAAACAGAGACUGGAGUUGUUCUGCCAGGAAGAUGAGACCUUUAUCUGUGUCCUUUGUGUUCCCACACAUUCUAGCCACAGUUUUGUGUUCCUGCAUGAGGUAGUCAGUGUGUAUAAGGAGAAGAUGAAAAUGGCUUUAGCAUCUCUAGAAUUGAAAGUUAAAGAAUGUAAAGCAUGGCAAAGCAAGCAAGAGAAAGAAAUGACGGGCAUACAGGAAGAUGCUUUCAGUUUAGAACAAUAUAUAAAACAAGAGUUUGCCAAACUGCACCAGUUUCUGCAAGACAAAGAACAAAAACUCAUCCAGCAGCUUAGGAGUGAUGAAGCAAACAAUCUGAGUGAAACAGGUCAUCUUCUUGAUUGCAUUAAAGAUGAUAUAAUUGCAUCACAUGUGUCUGAUGUUACCUUGAAGCUCAAGCAUAAAGAAGUGGUGACUGUGAAAGAGAUGGAAGAAAAGUUCGAAUGCUUUGAAAAUGAUGUUAUGUCCACUCAGGGGACAUUUGACAGUAGUUUGAAGCUCAGUCAAAAGGAACCUGGGAGAUUGCAACCAGUAGCAGAAGCUUUUGAGAAUGUUACUGGGACAUUCCCAGAAAAGGAGCAUAACAUGUUAAAAAAACAAAAUAAAGAUCUGUAUAGAGAAGUGUUGGUCAGUAACUACGAAAUCCCAGUUUCAGAAGGUACCAGAAGCACAGAAUGCAAUGUGAGUUGUAGUCACCAGCCAUCAACUGGAACAUCCCAGUUACUUUACCCAACUGAGAACUUGCAGCAGUGUGGUAAGCCAAUGAAGGGCUGUAAGAAGUCUCAACUCAAUCAUGUGAUACAGCGUCUCUUAGAACGUAACAGCAAUAAGAGCUCUGAAUGUGACACAAGUCAGGAAGUUUAUAUGGAGAAGAACCUAUAUAAAUGUACUGAAUGUGGUAAAGGCUUCACACUCCUUGGUAGCCUUUUGGAGCAUAAUGCCACUCACACAGAUGAGAAACCUACACCAGUUGAAGAAAUUAAAGCAAGAGAGAAACCAUAUAAAUGUACUGAAUGCAGUAAGUGUUUCGCACACCUCAGUUUUCUUCAAAGGCACCAAGUCACUCACACAGGAGAGAAGCCAUACAAAUGUCCUGAUUGCAGUAAGAGCUUUACAGCUCUCUGGAGCCUUCGAUACCACCAAGCCAUUCACACGGGACAGAAACCAUAUGAAUGUGAGGAAUGCAAUAAAUGUUUUAUAAAUAAAUCACAUUUAAAAUACCAUCAGAGCACACAUAAGGGAGAUAAACCAUACAAAUGUACCGAAUGCAGUAAGUGUUUCACACAGCUCCGGAUUCUUCAACGACAUCUUGCUGUUCAUACAAGAGACAAACCACAUAAAUGUACAGAAUGUGGUAAGAGUUUCAAACAUCUCAGUAGUCUUCAAAGACAUCAAGUCCUUCACACUAUGUGAGUCAAAAAAAUCUCACAAACACAACACUGACAUAGAAACUAUAUUUCAUGUGUCAUGCUGAAAGUUAAAUAAAAAAAAAAUAAGACUAGCUGCACAGUUUAUAGGAUAUAAAAGUGCCCACUCCCAAUUGUAUGGACUGAUGACAGGACUGGAAAAAAGGCAGGAUAAAAUCACCUAAACAUGGAAACAUUCCUACCAUAGGGCUAGGUCACACUGAGGGUGUGCCCUUAGGGCAGAAGGAAGAAGCAGUCCACAAAAUAAAAAAAUGUAAAGUCAAGCAAGAGACAUAAAGACAAUAAAGUAGAUGGUUUAGCAUAAGAAAAAGAUUAUGUAUUGUUACUAGUAUUCAACAAACUCAGAAUUUCUAUACAAAGGAUAUAUAGCAAGGAUAAGAAAGAAUUAGAAGAAAGAAAAAUAUUUGUACAGAAAAAAAGUUAAAAGCUACUGAUAAGAAUUUAAGAGUCUUAAUGCAACAGAUCAGAGCAAAACAUUAUCCAGAUAAAGAAACAUUGGGCCUCCUGGAAAAUGAAGUGAGAAAAGAUAAAGAACAAAACUCGAAAGUUGUACAAACAGAAACGUGGACACGAGAAAGAAAGAAAGAGAGGCCUGAUACACUGCAUUAUUUUUGCAGAGAAGAAAGCCAUACCAUACUAAUUUGAAGAUAUAUGUGGGAAAAGACAUCUGAGCAUGUUAAAUUUAAGAAUAAAAAUAAUAACUUCACUUGAUAAAAAUAUUUAGCAAUGAAGAAAGGAAACUGAAAUUAAAGUGGUAGGCCAACUACAAAUGGAUGGAUUUAGUGGACAUUUGGAUGCAGUCAAUAUUGCAACUUGAUGGAUAGGUGAGGGCCCAGAUGGUGGUGCUGCAGACAGAGUGGGAUGUAUCUUGGGGAAGAUAUACCACAGGGUGACAUUUUGGAGUCUGCUUUUUUGACUGACAUGUAUGUUCAGUCAAGAUUGCACAAGGGAAACAGGAGGAAACACAAAGCAAAGAAGCAUAUAAGAGAAUAAUCAAAGAAAAUACCCGCUUGAUUUAACAGAAAUGGACAUGCAUUAAGAUAGAUGAAAGAGACUGCAGAAAGUGAAUACAAUCCCACACAUUAGAAGACUGGUAAAACAGAUGAACACAGUAAUUGGGACCGUUAAGAAAAAUUCAUGUGCUAUAACAGAAAUAAAUAUAUUACUGUGUAGCUGAACUAAUAACCAAUAAAGUACUGCCACAAAAAUGUAGAGUAACCAAAGAAAUUAAGGGAACAACAAGAACGCCAUCAUGAAAGAACUAAACUGAAAAAAAUACAUAAAGCUGCUAAGGUAAGAAGUAUCACUAUCAUAACAAUGCAGAAAAGGGAAGAGAUCAUCAAAAUAUGUUACAAAGAGAAACUUAAAAACAUAUUAGGAUGUAUCACAUACUUUCUUCAGUAAUAAACUAAAAAUAUCAGAGCAAGCAGAAACUAAUUCGAAGAUAUAUAAAUAUGAAGGAAACGUACAAAACAAGAAAUUUAUUGAAUGCCCAAAAUGAUUUUAUAGAGAAUUGAGAAGAAGAAAUUGAUACAUUUUGGAGAAGUGAUUAAUAAAACCCUGUUGAGCAGUACAAAGGCACCAAAUGAAUAGAGGAGGCAAAAGAAACAAUAAGAACUAAUAGAGAGGAUAUGAAAUGGAAUAAAGUAAGUCAGAGAAACUGAUCCAAAUAUAAACAAAAUUCCUAAGAGGAAAACACUUGACUUCUGGUUAAAGGUAUUAUAAUUUUUACACAAAAUUUUAGUUCCAAGUAAAACUUGUUUAUAUGCAUAUCCCAAACCAACGCCAGCCUGGUUAACAACAGAAAAAAUCAUACUCCUCCUUAAAAAUGAACCUGAAAGCUGUUCUAAGAACUAUAGAUCAACACCUUGCCUUACAACAAUAUAUAAAUUAGAUACUGGAAUUGAAGCUCACGGAUUUAUAGAAGAAGAAGAAAAAUCAGUCAUAGCAAUAAAACAAAAAUGUAAUAAGAAAAAGUCAUAUGGAACAAAUAAUCAUCAUAUAUUGUUAAACAAAGUCAUAAUGAAAGCUGUAAAAAGGGGCAGAAUCCAAGUAUGGCAUGGAUAGAUUACACAAAAGUAUUUGACUGCAUCCCACUUUUGUGGUUUAUGGAGGUGUAAAAUGUACCAUACAUUGAUCAAUAAGAUAACAGUAACUAUGAGGCAAACAACUUUACAAUGGAGCCAAUAUGAAGGACUGAUUAUUAUCCCAGGGAUGAUGAUCCAAAGGAGAGUUUUUCACAGUGAUUGCAUUGCCGUUAACCCAAUAAUCUGUUUACUUAAGCUGUAACCAUAGCAUAAUAUGUUAAAUUCCAAAAAACAAUCUUGUUGAAAGAUAUUCCUCUACUUUCUUUGGAUAAUUUAAAAUGGUUUUGCUCUUCACAGAAGCAUAUGUAAUCCUUCGAGCUUUCUGCUUCACUAGUUGAGUAUAUAUUUUCUGAAUUUUUUCGGGAUGAACUACAAUAUCUGUUGUUUAUAAUCAAAAAUUAUAAACCCACACUUUCUAAUUAAUAAAAGAAUGACAUUUUUAUCUUGAUAAAUGUGAAAAUUCAGCUAUUAUAAUAUGAAGACUGAGGCACCAAGAAAAUAUCAAUCUGGGACAGGAAUGUGAUAUAAAGGAAUUUGAACAGGCGACUGUUUAUAAAUAUUUGGGAACAGGUGUAGAAUCAGCAGUAAAGUAUAAACACAUGAGAACUGAGUGCUAAAAAGCAAAAGAAAGAAUAUAAAGAAAUGGACCAGAAAUGAAGAAAAGUGGAAAGUCCACAAAUAUAGUGGCAGUGAUCUUCUGGAACAACCAAAUGUUUACCAAAGUUUGACACCAGAAUGGUUUAGGAAAAGUGAGUUGAAACCAAAAGAUGAAAGGCUAAUAAUGGUAGCCCAUGAUAAUGGGUUAUGUAGAGGUUGAUUUGCAAAGUCCAUUAAAAAAGAUGAGAAACCAACAAAGACAGAUUCUGUAAAUUACAACUGGAAAGAGUUGUGCAUCUCUUUACUGGGUGUGUGAUACACUCUUGACAGGGUAUACUGAAAGGCACACUAAUGUGACAAGACUGCUGCUGAGAAAUGUACAAAUACUACAAUGUAGAAGGAGCCGAGUAGCAUUGCGAACAUGAACUACAAAGCAAUAUUGACAAUGAAAACAUUUAUAUCACAUGGAAUCACCCAUUAUCAACAGUCCAAAAUAAAUGCAAGUAAACCAGAUGUAGCACUCUAAUAGAAAAAGACAAAAAACAUUGUUGAUCUUUGAAAUUGCUGCACCCAGUGAUUUGAGUAUCUUAUGUACCAAGAGACACAGUCUUAAAAUAUCAGGAUUUGCAGGAUGUGAAGAGAGAUACCCAUGCAGUUUCAAUAGUAUUAGGAGGAACAGCAUUACUAAAAAAAGAAUUUAUAGUCUUAAGUAUGCUACCAAUACAUGUAAGCCCAUAUGAAAUGCAGAAGGCGGCAGUCCUGGGCACAUUCUAGGUGCUGAGAAAAGUACCCUGUGCUAAAAUCAAAAACUGGAGAAGUAUUAAUUUUUAUGAACUUUAAUCUUGCCCUGCCUUAGGAAUCUGGUCCAUUUCUGUCAGUAGUUGAAACCCAAAACAUUUGAAGAAAAAUAAGCAGAAAAGUCGUAAUGGAAAGAAGGAAUUAAACAAGAAAAAGAGAGUAAUGCUGCUGGAAAAGAAUUCAUCCUCAAGCCUUGGUGAGACUCUAUGUGGUGGAGAUUUUUACAAAAUCUCACUAUAGACUAUUUCAUAUGUCAUGGAGAAAUGUUAAGAAAGAAAAGAGAAAACUGCACAAGUUCCAGCACAACAUAGUGCUCACUCCCGAUAUAGAUACUACAUCCAGGACUGGAAAAAAUGACAGUGCAGAAUCAUCAAAACACGGAAACGUUUCUACUGCAGAGAAAGCCAUGUUAUAAGGGUCCACCCAUAGAAGAAGGAAACAGCAAUUCAUGAAAAACGCAAAUGAUUGGCCAAGAGACAUACAGACAAUAAAGCGGAUUGUUGAGGAUAAGCAAAAGAUUAUCCCUUGUUUCAUUUAUGCAACAAACCCAUAAUUUCUAGAAAGAGGAUGUAUACCAAAACUCAAGAAAAAGAUGAAAAAAAAAAAUUACAUUAGAAAGCUGUUAAAAACUAAAGGUGAAAAUGUUAAGAUAAUGUCCAGAGCAAGAUUCAAGCAAAAUAUUACAUUGAAGUAUUUGGCCAGCUAUGCAAAAGAUGCAACUGAGUAAGGGAUACAAGAACUAGAGCAAAAAAAAACAGAAGCUACUAAAAUUCAUUAAAAAAUGCACAAAUUAGAAAAGAAAGAUAGAGCUGAUAUGGUAUCAUAUUUAUUCAGAAAAGGAAUCAGUAUUAACCAGUAUGACCUCUGCGACCUGGAAAUAUUUGAAGAUAUAUACAGUCAAAGACAACAGACAUGGUACAUUUUACAAAGAAAAGAAUAAAAACACCAAAGCAGAAUUUACUGAGAAUCAGAAUAUUUAUUGAUAUGGAAAAGAAAAAAAAAUAGAAAUUAAAAUGACAAGUGAAGAGUUUAGUCUGGAGAUUCCAAGACCGGCAGUAUCACAGCAUGAUGGUGUAGUAGAUAGAACAGGACACUUUGGAGAAGAUGCAGCGGAAUGUGACAUGAUAGAACAUUCUGCAGGAAACAUGAGUGAAAGUACAGAUAGAUUUGUACAGCAAGGGAAAAAGAGCAAGAGACCAAAAAGGAUGCUCAUAGCCAAGAAUUGAAUGAUCUAAGGGAAAACCUGCUUGAAUAAAAAUGGACAGAUGUAUUCAGAUACGAAAAUGAGAUUACAGAAAGACAAUAAGAUUUUUAGGUGUUCGAAGACUGAAAAAGCAGGCAAACACAGUAAUUUUGGACUAUUAAGAGAUAGUAUAACGCUGGGAAAAUAAAUUAAUAGUGGAUAAAAUACUAUCAUGAAAACAAAGAGUAACAAAAGAAAGGAAGGAAACUACUAGAAUGCCACAAUGGAAGCAUUGAAUAGAGAGAACUAAAAAGCAACUAAGACAAAGAAGUAUCAUUACUAGAAAAAUAUAGAAAAGAGAAUAGAUCAAAAAAGAAAGAUAGAUUUGAUAAAGGUAAGAAAAGUGAAAAGAUCGGGAUUUAUCUUGUACCAUCUCUAACAAUAAACGUCUUCUUCUUCUUUCGGCUUUUUCCCAGUUAGGGGUCAUCACAGCGGAUCAUUUGUCCUCUCAUGAUUGGCA
Protopterus annectens (West African lungfish) is the source of this 6962-nucleotide messenger RNA. RefSeq names its product zinc finger protein 676-like. The record is from RefSeq and is a predicted model, not a curated record. Gene Ontology annotation, cellular component: nucleus. The transcript has 5 exons. Gene Ontology annotation, biological process: regulation of DNA-templated transcription. NCBI's taxonomy places the organism in Eukaryota, Metazoa, Chordata, Ceratodontiformes, Protopteridae. Gene Ontology annotation, molecular function: zinc ion binding. Bases 282 to 1763 code for a protein of 493 amino acids.